Molecule: messenger RNA, 18565 nt
Organism: Paramuricea clavata
Lineage: Eukaryota; Metazoa; Cnidaria; Anthozoa; Malacalcyonacea; Plexauridae
Source: the annotation of a GenBank genome assembly
AUGGCUAGUGGAGACAGUUUAAAUAAUUUUACGACCGAUUCGCUGACACCUCUGUGGAAAGCAACGUCGGAAUUUGAAGACGAGACGGACUCUCCUGGCAAGAAUAUCGACAAGAGCACCAAGGCGACAGGGUAUGGUGUUAGAUAUAUAGGUGUUGUUUAACUGAACGUUGGAAAGCCCUUGAAAUUUUGCAGUUUCGACUCGUGGUGCUUGUAUAUAAAAGCUCUUUAAAAUAUUACAUAUUAGUUUCGUAUCGGAAGUUCAUGUCCUACAAACUUCCGGGGCAAAAGGCGCUAUUUUUUACGUUUUAAAAAGUGUGUAAGGUGCGAAAACCACUCGUGGUCUGACCACAUUCGACGCGACGAAUUUGCUUUGUCAUUUUUUCGCAGCAAAUUUGCUAAAUUUCGUCCCCCGCAAUUUUAUUUGUAAUGUUUGUAAUAUCUCCCAACAUUGUGUGGGUUGUAUUUGCAUAUCUCUUAUUAAUACUUAUUAGUUUUUCGAUUUCAUCGGAAAUUUACAUCCAUCUGUUGCAAGCUAUUGCGAAAUUCUACCAGGGCUAUCGUUUUCCCUGCAGUGUGGGGCAAGUUUAAGCAAGAAUUCCAAGCAAAUAAUCUGUUUUUUGGAAGCGCUUUUAACGGUUUAUUUUUGUUCGCUUACAUAUAUUUAUUAAAAGGGCCUGUAAUUUGCAACAUUUCAGUAUUAAAUAUUAAACCCAUUAACUUUUUUUAAUUGAUUGAGUUUUUUGGAACACAUUUUUGUCGUCCUUUUUGUCAUACUUUAAGACUUUUUGCGAAGAAAGUAAAUGCGUGUAACGGUACACAAUAUCAAUGUUUCUUAGGAUAUUUAUAGCAGACAAAACAAUGAUAUUUUUGGACAAACUGAUUUUAAUAAAAGUUGCAUGUUAUGAUAUGGAAGAGCAUUGAAUUGAAGUACAAAUUUGCAGAUAGAGUUGGGGAAUUCAGUAGAAUAGAAAUGCCUCAUUAUUGACUCAAGGCCAAAUUGAGCUGAACAAAAGAUGUGAGUGGUUCAAGUAAGAACGGAACGUUAAUCACAGCAAUAUGGAAAUGACUUUUUUUACCACUUUUUUUACUCGAUCAGAGAACCUUUCAGAAACUUUACGAUCAGAGCAUGUUUCAGAAACUUUACUAUGAAACCUGGUUGCACAUUUAGCAUUUUUAAUGGUUGACAUUAUGUUGGUUAUGAAAUAGUAUUUAAAGAAGUCAUUUUCUGUAUGCCAUUCAUAAAUUUUUGUUUUUACUUGAACCACUCACAUAUAUUGUUUGUCUGUGUUUAAGUGUGGCAAAUAGACAACUAUCAUUUAUUCGUAUAUGGAUAAACUUGUGUGCAUUCAUCUUGACUGAAUUGAUGAUCUGUCUAUGUGUAUAAAUACAACAUAUUUAAUAAAUGUGCUGAUUUUUGGGCUAAAAUUUAAAUACUACACCACUUUAGACGUCAACGACUGCCUGUGUCAGCUAGCGUUAGGACCUGAAAAAUACAAAUAAACUUCCCUUUUACAGUUUUCUGGUAAAAAAACAAAAUACCAUUUAGUGCAUCAGAAGGCAUUGUGGAUUAAUGGAUUUUGUUACGAGAGAAUCAACAUCUAUCUAAUAUGCCAAGUGUUAACUUGUCAAUCAAUGUAUAUCAUACAUAGAUAUGGAAAUUGUUUUUGUUUCUGAUAAUCAUCAAUUUUAAUGUAAAAAUAUUAAUAUAUUUUUAUUUUCACAAUGCUCUUGAUGGCUCGAUCGAGCACUCUAUGAAACCAAUCACACGUUAAAACAUCUCCAGCAUGCGUUCAAUCAAAGCUGAUUAAAAGAACAAGGGAUGUAUGCAGCAUGGCAAGAAAUUAAUAAGGUUUCGCUGGUUGGCUUUCCAUGCUGCCGGGAGGAUUAAAAUCUAUGUUGAUGCUGUAUUUAAAGAUGAAGCUUAGAUUUGCCAUUGACUAAAAGCUUUUUCUCAUUAAACAGGAAAUCUAAAUCGUUGACAAAGGAUGCAAAAUCACAAAACAUUAAUGUUGUUGAUUGGACGGUAAGUUAACACAAUAAUCGGUAAACACUUGAAUCUCCUUCAAUAGAAAUAUAUAAUAUGUCACAGAACAUUAAAAAAUGCACCAGAAUGCAUUCAGAGCAUCUUGCAACCUAGUAACAGUGUGGAGCUUUUAUAGAAAAAAACUUUAGAUGCUUGUCUGAUGUUGUCAUGCAAAUGAAAAAAGUUUACCAUAAGUUUAAAUUUGUUGUAUGGUUCCUGAUACCAGCAUACCUAUAGAAAUGAAAAACAGUCAGAGAAAAUUCAAUUUAAAAUCUAGACAAAACAAAUUGUUUGGUCCCCCAGACAUGCAAAUGAUAUCAGUAAUAUAUGAUCUUCUAUUAUUGGAAUGAAUAGAAAACAUCUGUUUUUAAUUAAGAAAAAUAAAUAAAACAUUGAUUUAAACAAAUUGUCUAUAUAUAGUGUACAUAUUCCACAGGAAUUGACUAUCAGUUCUAAACUGUUCUCCCUAGAGGUCCUGUAAGGAUCAUCACUUAAUUUGAUCCAGUGUUACUACAGGAGGAAACCUAAACUAAACUAAUUUUAUUUAUACUGGAUAGUUCUAUCAGUUCUCAACUGUUCUUCCUAGAGGUCCGGUAAGGAUCAUCUCUUAUUGAUCCAGUGUUACUACAGGAGGAAACCUAAACUAAACUAACUUUAUUUAUACUGGAUAGCUCUAUCAGUUCUAAACUGUUCUUCCUAGAGGUCCGGUAAGGAUCAUCUCUUAUUGAUCCAGUGUUACUACAGGAGGAAACGUAAACUAAACUAACUUUAUUUAUACUGGAUAGCUCUAUCAGUUCUAAUCUGUUCUUCCUAGAGGUGGUCCAGUAAGAAUCAUCUCUUAUUGAUCCUGUGUUACUACAGGAGGAAACCUAAAUUAAAAUAACUUUAUUUUUACUGGAUAGCUCUAUCAGUUCUAAACUGUUCUUCCUAGAAAUCCAGUAAGGAUCAAUCUCUUAUUGAUCCAGUGUUACUACAGUACAGGAGGAAACUUGAGUACUCUAAGAAAAUCUGUUUGGCAGAGUCAAACUCAGGAAGCACUCUACUCACAUGCAACUGAGGCGAAGUUAUAAUCCGACAACUGUAUACUGUAUUGUUAAAGAAUCAAACCCAUAUGCAUCCCUACAGAUGUUGGCUGGUUGGCUUGGUAGAUUAUAUGUUGCUUGCAUUUUGUAUUUUCAGGAAAAUGCUGUAAUUGGAGAGCAUAUUUGGACGGAUGCAGAUUCAUCUGGUCACUCGUGUUGUAUUCCUGACAAUGAAUGUAUGGUAUGUCAAAAUGCAAUGUCUGUUAAAGAGCAUUUCACAGAAGGUGUCUUUUGGCAUGUGUAAUGACACACAUGAUUAGUCCCGAAUCGUGGCUGUGUGAUAAACCUAAAGCCUAAACAUAUUUUGUUAAUAUUUUAGAAAUCUGGACCAAAGCUCAAAUGUACUGGUGAGUAGUAUUAGCUCAUUUGAUUAUUGAUUCAGAUAUAUUGCCGGUACACAUCCUCCCGUUGAUUAGAAAGCCAAGUUCUUGUUACUGAUGUGUUCUCAUUAUUGUAAAAGGAGUUAUCUAUAACUUUUUCUCUCCAUUCAAUUCUGUUUUAACGAUUUAAAAUCUCUUUACAUGUAGCGUGUAAAGUUGUUGUUCACAUCAAAUGUAUGGAAAGUUUAGAACGGGUAGGUUAAGCAUUAGCAAAGUACUGUAUGGUUGUUUUUUAGUCAUUGACCAAUAUCGGGCCGAUUUUUGCCUUAUCGGUAGACAAUCAGAAUCAGUAGAAUUAUCUGUAUUUCCGAUUGUGUUACAAACCGAUUGUUUAGAAAAUAUGCAGUUUAAAAAUGAUACACAUUGUACAUUGAUACAUGUUGUGUUUUAACACGUUAUAUUUACAUCACUAGGUGAAUAUAAAAUGCAAGGUUACAUUUCGAGAAGGAAGCAGAAGGUCCAACGAUGACGAGGUAAUCAAAUUAGGAAAUAAAAAGUUUCUUAUACUGUAGGUUGACUGCAUGAUUGUAUAAAGCCUUGGUCAAACAAGCAUUAGAGUUGAGAAGCGAGAGUUUGCAUAAGAGUUUUCUCAACUCUCCUGCCCUGGUCAAACAAGAACAAGAGUUGCAUGAGAGUCCAUGAGAAUUGACUGGAUAUUAUUGCAUGUGUAGUCAAUUCUCUUUAGCCAAUUCUCAUUCUCAUCAUUCAAAUUGUUCAAGAUCAUUUGUUACAUUUUUGGAAAGCUGCUCAGAAUAAAUUAUAAGCAGAAAAAUUCGACCACAAAUUUUUUUCAGUUUCAGACACAGCAUCACUGGGUUUAUCAAAGAAAAUAUCAUGGAAAAUGUUCACAUUGUGGAAAGGUACGUAGAGUAUGGUACAUUGGAGAAAUAACCUUAGGCUAGCACAACUCUCAUCCUUGUUUUACUCUUUCAAUUUUGUAGUCAUUCCACACUAAACACAGUACAGUAAAGGUAUGUAUUAUAGUGAACCUGAUUAGUUGGUUAUUGAUUCAUGGGGAAGGUUGUUGAUCAGUAUAUUGAUUUGUAGAUUAUAUUAAUUAUCUAAUUGAUUGUUGAAACUAUGUCUUUCUAGGAUAUUGUGGCUGUGAGUUGUUCAUGGUGCAAAUGUGCUGUAAGUGCAUAAACUAAACCAAACUAAACUAAUCUUAUUUAAUAUGCUGAAUACUAUACAUAGGUCUAUCAGUUCUCAGUAAACUGUUCUUCUUAGAGGUCUAGUAAGGAUUGUCUCUUAUUGAUCCAAUGUUACUACAGGAGUAAACCUAAACUAAACUAACUUAAAGUUUAUUUAUACUGGAUAGCUCUAUCAGUUCUAAACUGUUCUCCCUAGAGGUCCAGUAAGGAUCAUCUCUUUUUGAUCCAGUGUUAAGUACUACAGGAGGAAACUUAAACUAACUUUAUUUAUACUGGAUAGUUCUAUCAGCUUUAAACUGUUCUCCCUAGAGGUCCAGUGAGGAUAAUCUCUUAUUGAUCCAGUGUUACUACAGGAGGAAACCUAAACUAAACUAAUUUUAUUUAUACUGGAUAGCUCUAUCAGUUCUAAACUGUUCUUCCUAGCGGUCCAGUAAGGAUCAUCUCUUAUUGAUCUAGUGUUACUACAGAUUACAAAAGGAAACCUGACUCAUUAACUUGCAGAACUUAACUUUAUGUUUUCAGUACCACUUUAACAAUGAAUGUGCAGUGUCUCUCAAAGAGAAUUCCUGCACGUUGGGUCAGAACAGCAACUUAAUCGUCCCACCUGCUUGGGUGGUGAAACUACCAAUAAAACGGGUAAGAAUCACUGAACUUUGUAAAUUAAGGAAAGAGAAAAGAAAUCAUUUCUUCUCUGUGAAAACGAGAGCCUUAUACAGUACUUUGGGUCAACAAACUCUUGUGAAUGUUUGAAUAUCAGAGUCCUCCAUAUAGAGAGGGCUCUAAUAAACUACUGUAUACAUCUUCUUUCUAGAGGAAAUAAUAUAUAUAUGAGCCUCCUCUCUCUAUUAAACCCACCUCUAGUUCCCAACAAAGAAACAAUGUUGACUUACUUUGAACGUUUCUGCCAUAUAUAGUAAGCCUCCCCCCCCCCCAGAAUUUGUCCCUCUACAAAAAGGUCCCACAGGAUUUACUAAGAUUAAUUUAAAAAUUAUUGGUGGUUUUUCCUAUUAUUAUUUUCAGUUUCGAAAUUCCUCCAUAAAGAAGCGGCAUACGAAGAGAAAGUCUGGCAGGGUAAGAUUAAUGUUGAAGUUUUUGUCACUCAACCUUAAUUUGCGCGUACAAGUGCGCCAACAGAUGGUGCUCAACUUCAAAAGUGUGUGAAAUUUAUGAUUGUUCGAUUCCGUAUGAUAUAAUUGACUAGUGGCUUAAUUGUUGUUACUAAAGCCCUGGGCAAACUAGGAAACGUUGAUGCGGAAACAUUGUUUCCUGCCAAUGUUUCGCCAUCAGUUUCCCAGAGUGGACAAAUACUAGGAAACAUUUAUAGUGAGAAACAUAGGGAAACAUCAAAUGUUUCUGAAUUUGCUAGGAAACAGUUUUGCAUCUCGAUUCUCGGGAAGCAAAUUUUGUUUCCGCAACAAUGUUUCCACGGGUGGGCAAACAUCGAGCCAUGAUCGAGGAUCGAAUCACAAAUGUUUCCACAACAAUGUUUCCUAGUUUGCCCAGGGCUUAAGGUUUUCAUUGGCUUCUUUUAUUUCAAGGACCACGAAACAUCUACAGUAUAUUUGCCCUAAUAUUUUUUGUCAGGCACAAAAUGUCCCGUGUUAGGCACCAAUCAGUUGGUACUUUGUCAGACACUGUUGGAAAUUUAUUUUCAGGAUUGCUUUUAUACAGUAGUACAGUACAUUCACGUCAUUACAAUAAUUAUAUCUUUAUAUACUUUUUUCUUUAGGAAAGGAAAGCAUUCGCGGUAAGUUUGGUUAAUUUUCAACAUAUGAUGACUGUCAACUUUUAUUCAACUGAAAGUACAGUAGAAUGACUUAAGACAAGACUUUGUGAUCCCAGGUCCUGAAUUUGUAUCCUGUUUUAUUUUAGGUCAGACCUGUCGCUGGAGACAAUCGAAGUCCAUUACUCGUAUUUAUUAAUCCUAAGAGUGGAGGAAAGCAGGUUUGCAACUAAACUGACUUGAUUUAUACUGAAUAUAGCUUUAUCGCUUCUGAACGGGCGUUUAGUUUUAAUUAGUGAUUAUAUUGAAUUGUCUAAAUCAAAUAUAUAUCUCUCAUUACAGGGUUCAAAAAUCAUUCGUAAAUUGCAAUGGCUUUUAAAUCCAAGACAGGUAAGAGCGAUUUUUAUCAUUGAUCGAAGGAUGAAGAUGGUCUCGCGGAUCAAUUGAAGAAUGCGACCCCCAUAAGUUACUUCUCCAAAGAACUGCCUCGUUCUUUAAGAACGCCUACUCAUUACUUAUUUUUGCUCAUGAAUGAUCUAGUUCAUGAAUUAAAAGUGUCUUUAGUAAAUAAAAUAGGGUUUAUCAAAGAACGAGGCAGUUCUUUAGAGAACUAAUUUGUGGGGGUCGUAUAUACUUCAAUUAGCCUUUCCCACGCCGCCAUUUUUGGGUGGCAUUUCAGCCGAAGUCUGCGAGAUAAGUCCACAUAACAGCGACUUUUUAUAAUUAUUUGGACGAAUGAUGGUAAAUUUGCUUUGUAAAUGGUUAGUUUAUUUUGAAAAAGUGCUUUCCACAUUGUUUUAAUUGUCUGCAUUGGUUAACGAGAAUUGGAUGCCACCCAAAAAUGGCGGAUAUUCGUGAUCGUGAGAAAGGCUAAUUGGGUAUUUGGGUCUCACUGCAUGAUAAGUUAAAUGUUGUGACAUUAGAGCGUACACAAUACUUAGUGUCAGGGACGCCGGAACGAUGUGAAGGCAAGGGGGCAGAUUUUCGUGAAAGGGCACUUUUGAAUUGAUAUAUACUAAGAGAUGUUUGCAAAACAUCGGGAGUUGAACUUCGCCUAAUAAUGUUUUCUAUUUAUUGGAUGAUAGGGGUGAGAGGGGGUUCUCCGCCAGGCGAUUGUGCUAUUCUUGAAGCUCGAUGACUGCAUUUCUUGCGUUUUCUGAAGCAAAUUCGUAAAAGAAUUGCACUAACAUUUCUGACAAUUCGCUAUUUCACCAACGCAAUCCUUUAAAUUCUAAGGGCACCUUUGCCACCCUUGCCCCUCCUGGUAAAGGGCAACGGGGGCGGCUGCCCCUCCUGCCCCCCCCCCCCAGUUCCGGCGUCCCUGCUUAGUAUGACACUAUUUUACCUUGGAAGGGUCAAUACAAACUCAGUUUUUUAAAUUCUCCAUUGUUUAUUGAGUUUCUCACUUAUUGGUGAGCGGAUUUCACAACUAGUAUCGCCCAAUUGGGGAUCCGAGGUACUUAUGAUUUAACGUCCUUAUUCGAGAAGACGCGAACAUCUAACCAUUUACUGAUGUCAAUGUAAAGGUAGCUCUUUCUCCUCAAUUAUUUUAAGAGCUUGAGUAGAGGUCCGAGCAAGGAUUGAACCCAGGUCUCCCCGCUUGAAAGACGUACACGGCGACCACGAACUAGAUACUGUUCUACAAACAAUUGUUUCUGUUGUAGGUGUUUGAUCUCUCGGAAGUUGAUCCAAAAUUUGGGUAGGUAUAUAAGGCUGAGAUGUGAUUCAGACGGAGCUUUCUUGACGUAAUUUCUAAUGCUCUCGCGUGGUCUAUUUUUGCAGUCUUCAACUAUAUCGGCGGGUUCCAAACUUAAGGAUAUUAGCCUGUGGUGGCGAUGGAACAGUAAGUGCUUUUUAUAUCAAUUUUCCUUAAGAAUUGGCCCUAGUUUUACUAGAAACUUAUUAACUUGCACAGAAGAACUAUCCGACGAACUAUAUUUUCUUAUACUCUGUCAAGAUUUUCUUACGAUUACGAUUAUGAUCAAAUGCGCUAAACAUCAAGUAUUAUACCCUUACCUAAUUAUAUAUUAUUACCUGGGAUAUUUUAUCGUUGCAACAAAUGUGAUAUUAAUUUAUUAACUGUGUUUAUUCUAACCCACCCUGUCAACUUUCCCUGUGGGAGGAAACCGGAGAAAACCCACGACUUUCGGCAGAGCGUUGACUGACUCUUUUCACAUGAGUCCGUAGUACAGUAUGCCAAGAUCAAACUUCAAAGCCACUAAAUAGAAGAUCUUUGUUUGAUGUUGAACUGUACCUUACCAUGAACAAAUCCUUUGUCUCAACUUCAUUGAAUAUUAUUCAUUGUGGUGGCACGUUUCAUCUCAGCUAUCCCUAUUGGACGAUUACUUCAUUUUACAAAAAUACAAUGAACUCAAUCACUGUGACCAUGUACAAAUUAACAUAAACUCAGUUAAAAAAUGUCAAAAACAUAAUACAAUGACUUCUGUUUUUUUUCCACACCAUCAUAUCUUUAUAGACUAUGGUUUCCUUUGCCCAAGUUCAUCCAGACGGAUCAUCCGUCUCUGGUGUCAAUCAUUAUCUAAUAAAUUUAUUUUAUUUUUGUUGCGAAGGUCGGCUGGGUUCUGUCAGAGUUGGACACUCUACAACUCUCGCCUCCUCCCCCCGUCUCGAUAUUACCGUUGGGGACUGGGAAUGAUUUAUCAAGAGUACUUAACUGGGGAGGGGUGAGUCAGUGUUUUGUGUAAUUAUAGUUUUCUAUUACUUGUAGUUUAGUUUAGGUUUCCUCCUGUAUUGACACUGGAUCAAUAAGAGAUGAUCCUUACUGGACCUCUAGGAAGAACAAUUUAGAACUGAUAGAGCUAUCCAGUAUAAAUAAAGUUAGUUUAGUUUAGGUUUCCUCCUGUAUUGACACUGGAUCAAUAAGAUACGAUGCUUACUGGACCUCUAGGAAGAACAGUUUAGAACUGAUAGACCUAUCCAGUAUAAAUAAAGUUAGUUUAGUUUAGGUUUCCUCCUGUAUUGACACUGGAUCAAUAAGAGAUGAUCCUUACUGGACCUCUACGAAGAACAAUUUAGAACUGAUAUCUAUCCAGUAUAAAUAAAGUUAGUUUAGUUUACAAUGUAUCGUAAUCACCUCUAUACAUAUCAUUUUACAGGGUUAUACUGACGAGCCGUUGGAAAGAAUUUUAAAUCAUCUCGAAGAGGCACAAAUUGUACAACUGGACAGGUUGAUAGUUGAUUAUAAAUGAUUGUUUGUUUGAUAGAUUGGUUCAAUUGUUGAUUGAUUGAAUAUUUGAAUGAUCUGAAUUUUUUCCAAGGUGGAAUCUUCAAGUGAGUGAAAACGAGAAAGGGGAGAAAGAGCCAAAUUCUGUUACGAAUGUAAGCAACUAGUAAUUACCUGCAUCCCUUUCCUUUUCUCUCUUCAUUGACAAAAUAAAAUCGGUAGAAAACGUGUUUUGACAAAUGAAUCAUUUUAUUCAUUUUCAGUUACCGUUGAAUGUAAUGAAUAAUUAUUUCAGCGUCGGAGCGGAUGCUGAAGUUAGCUUAGAGUUCCACGAGUCUAGAGGUAUGAAUAAUAUUAAACGGGGGGCAAACGUUCAAUAUAUUAUACUAUAGUAUACAUUUUCAGCAUAAAUGAAGUUGGAUUUCCUCCUGUAGUAACACUGGAUCAAUAAGAGAUGAUCCUUACUGGACCUCUAGGAAGAACAGUUUAGAACUAGUAGAGCUAUCCAGUAUCAAUAAAGUUAAUUUAUGUUUCCUCCUGUUGUAAAAUUGGAUCAAUAAGAGAUAAUCCUUACUGGACCUCUAGGAAGAACAGUUCAGAACUGAUAGAGUUAUCCAGUAUAAAGAAAGUUAGUUUAGUUUAUGUUUCCUCCUGUAGUAAAAUUGGAUCAAUAAGAGAUGAUCAUUACUGGACCUCUAGGAAGAACAGUUCAGAACUGAUAGAGCUAUCCAGUAUAAAUAAAUUUAGUUUAGUUUAGGUUUCCUCCUGUAGUAACACUGGAUCAAUAAGAGAUGAUCCUUAUUGAACCUUCUCUUAGAAUACAGUAAUUGAUCCAUAGUGUUGUUUCUCAAAUUAAAACCUUUUCUUGCAGAGGCUAACCCAGAUAAAUUCACAAACCGGUUUUAUAGCUUGUAUUUCUACGGCAAGGUAAGAUCUGUAUAGACAGCUUUAAAUAAGAAAGCUUUUGUUGAUAUUGCUUUUCAAUCAGUACAGUGUGAACAAUCGAUCUAUUUCUGUUUUUAGCGCGGCGGACGCACCGUUAUUCAAAGAAGGUCAAGGGAUCUUUUUCGCCAUGUGAAAUUAGAGGUAUGGAUCGUUGUUUUCUACUUUUCUCGGAAAUUAUUAAUGAGUAUACGUUUAAGAAAGUGUUUAAGAAACGGACGGUGUGAAGAUUUUACAUUACUUUCAAUUUUUCUAGUGUGAUGGCGUUGAUUUGAGUGAGAAGAUAGCAGAACUGAAACCUCAGUGCCUUCUUUUCUUAAAUAUCUCAUCGUAAGUAUGUAGUAUAUAGCAAAACUCCCUUUUCAAAUAGCAAAACCCCUUUUCAAAUAGCAAAACUCCCUUUUCAAAUAGCAGAACAUCCUUUUCAAAUAGCAGAACACCCUUUUCAAAUAGCAAAACUCCGUUUUCAAAUAGCAAACCCCCUUUUCAAAUAGCAAAACUCCCUUUUCAAAUAGCAGAACACCCUUUUCAAAUAGCAGAACACCCUUUUCAAAUAGCAAAACUCCGUUUUCAAAUAGCAAACCCCCUUUUCAAAUAGCAAAACUCCCUUUUCAAAUAGCAGAACACCCUUUUCAAAUAGCAGAACACCCUUUUCAAAUAGCAAAACUCCGUUUUCAAAUAGCAAACCCCCUUUUCAAAUAGCAAAACUCCCUUUUCAAAUAGCAGAACACCCUUUUCAAAUAGCAGAACACCCUUUUCAAAUAGCAAAACUCCGUUUUCAAAUAGCAAACCCCCUUUUCAAAUAGCAAAACUCCCUUUUCAAAUAGCAGAACACCCUUUUCAAAUAGCAGAACACCCUUUUCAAAUAGCAAAACUCCGUUUUCAAAUAGCAAACCCCCUUUUCAAAUAGCAAAACUCCCUUUUCAAAUAGCAGAACACCCUUUUCAAAUAGCAGAACACCCUUUUCAAAUAGCAAAACUCCGUUUUCAAAUAGCAAACCCCCUUUUCAAAUAGCAAAACUCCCUUUUCAAAUAGCAGAACACCCUUUUCAAAUAGCAGAACACCCUUUUCAAAUAGCAAAACUCCGUUUUCAAAUAGCAAACCCCCUUUUCAAAUAGCAAAACUCCCUUUUCAAAUAGCAGAACACCCUUUUCAAAUAGCAGAACACCCUUUUCAAAUAGCAAAACUCCGUUUUCAAAUAGCAAACCCCCUUUUCAAAUAACAAAACUCCGUUUUCAAAUAGCAAAACUCCGUUUUCAAAUAGCAAAACUCCGUUUUCAAAUAGCAAAAUCCGUUUGCUGUCUCGUAGUCUGAACAUACUUUUCAGAAACCUGUACUUUAUGAACCUUAUUUUUAAAGACUAAGUACACAUUGAGUACUGAGUUUGUUCUAGCGCAAGUACGCGGCAACAACCAUUGGCGUACCAGUCAGGUACGACUAGAAAUCUUGAAUGAUCGCACCCUGCAUCAGAAGAACAAAAUUGCACUAGAAUCGCAACAAAAAUUGCAAAUGUAAACUGGCCUUUAGAAUGAAAUUGAAUAACAUGAUCUCAUAUAAUUAUUUUGCUUCAUGUUGUACAGAUACGGUGGAGGAACUUUACCUUGGGGAAAUCCACUCAAGGAAUACGAGGUAACUCUACACCUUAUACUGGCUUAUAGGCCCAUUGCCACUCGAGAAAAUUUUCCACGAAUAGAAAAUUUUCCGAAAAUAUCAUUGUUAAAAGUUGAAAAUUUUCAAAAGUUCAAAAUUUUUUUUCCCACGGAAAAUUUGUGUCGACCAAUCACAUUUUACAAAAAUUUUCUUUCUGCGGAAAAUUUUCCUGAGUGGAAGUGGGCCUUGACAGGGGUGGAAAAAAUAGGCGAGCAGGCGAGCACUGCUUGCAGAAAAUGUUAAACAGCUGCAGGAAAUUCGUUUGAAUGAAGAUUUGCUAUUGAAAAUUUGAAGGAAACCUUAACACCCAUGUCUGGAUGUGCCACUAUGGGCGCGAGAACAUAUAUGGGACGGUGUACUUAUAUGGGACGGUGUACAACUAAAUCAAUAUUGUUGUACAAAGUCUUGAAUGGCUACAUCGGCCGCAACCUUAAGGAGUCUCUAAUAUUGAGAAACACUCGCCAAACUAACCACGAUCUUAGAAAUAGUGUAACAGAUUUAACCCUUCCUAAACCAAAAAGAGAGUACCUUAAAAAGAGUUUCAAUUAUAGUGGAGCUAAAUUGUGGAAUAGCCUCCCGUUUGAUGCAAAGGUAGCGGAAUCUGUUAGCCAAUUUAAGAAUAUUAUUAGAGGUAAUGAUAGCUAAAUGAUAUUUGUGGUCACACCAGUAACAUUUACAAUGUAAAUAUUUCUUUUUUGUAAAUGGUUAAUAUUUGACGCCCCCCGUGGAAAUCAGCUAAUUGCUGUCGGGGGCCAGCAUCAUUAAAUAAAGUUUUACCAUACCAUACCAUGGUUGACAGACAUUAUUCCUUGAAUUUAACACCAUGGUCAGCUAGAACACUAUAUGUUUAUGCACAUGCAGAUUUAGCACAAAAAUACUCCGUUGGUCUGCAGGAAAUUUUUGUCUCCAGGUUGUGCUUCCAGGAAGAAAAUUAUUUUUUCCUGCCCUGCACCGUAUGGCGGGCGAUUUAUAACUUCAGUUUGCUUCACGGAUGUCUUCUGUAUGUAGGAAUUCAGAGGUCAGCGAUUUGACGAUGGUUAUGUUGAGGUUAUUGGUUUGACGUCAACAUCUUUAGUAAGUUACACAAAUGUCACUUUGUUCUAAAAUCUAAUCCCCGAGCAAAUUACAUUCAUUGGCCAACGGUCCGACUCUGCAGUCUAGUAUCUACAAUGGAUUAGGUAAUUUAAUGUAAUUCCCAAAGAUACUCCACUAGUCUUAUAACCCAACCUUUCACACUUUUGUUGGUGAUUCCAAAAGAAAACACGUCAGAUUAUUUUACCCAUUUUUGUCUCAUUCAUAGGCGACGACUCGCGUUGGUGGGCAUGGCCUGAGAAUCUCACAGUGUCAGAACGCAGUUUUGUCAACGUAUAAAGUCCUGCCUUUUCAAGUUGACGGGGGUAAGGCAAAUGACGUUUAAAAAAAUAUGUUCCUCAGGUUUACGUGCCCAAAACUCAGUUUUCAAAUGCCAGAGCUACCUUUUCAAAAGCCAGAACUCCGUUUUCAGAUGCUAAAACUCAGUUUUCAAAAGCCAGAACUCCCUUUUCUAAUGCCAAAACUCCGUUUUCAAAUGCCAGAACUCCUUUUUCAAAAGCCUGAACUCCGUUUUCAAAUGCCAAAACUCUGUUUUCAAAUGCCAAAACUCUGUUUUCAAAUGCCAAAACCCAGCUUUCAAAUGCCAGAACUCCUUUUUAAAAAGCCAGAACUCCGUUUUCAAAUGCUAAAACUCCCUUUUCAAAUGUCAGAACUCAGUGUUCAAAUGCCAGAACUACCUUUUCAAAAGCCAGAACUCCGUUUGGAAAAUCACGUACUUUUUAUAAAUUUUAAUAAAUAUACAAAAUAUAAACUUUAACCGAUUUGAAUUUUCUCUCGAAUAAUUACUGUUAGCCCCAGCAGAGCGACACAGCUCACCUCUGACACCUCUAACGUUUCAUUUUAUUGACUAAAGGUUUGUGACAGCCGAAUUGUUUUAUAUUUUGACGAUGCCAUUGUUGUAUUGGAUUUAGUUUUAUUUUUUAACUAUUUUACAGAACCAUGCCGGCUCCUGCCCUCUGUCAUCACUAUCAAUUUACGAAAUCAAGCAAAUAUGAUUAAAAAGAUUAAGGUGAAUAUGACCUAUUUGCUUUUCUCAAGUGACUUCGAAUGUUUUAAUUAAUUCUUACCCAUCUGUACUUUUGCAGAAAAAUUCUCACAGAGGAAGUUCUAAUCCAGGGUAAGUCAUUGGUAUAUUUUCCACAGAGGUCCAGCCAUCCCAAGUGUUACAACAGGAGGAAAUCUAAACUGAACUAAAUAGAAUGCUAGAUAGCAUUAUCAAUUCUAAACUGUUCUCUCUAGAGUUCCAGUUAGGAUCAUCUCUUAUUGAUCCAAUGUUACUACAGGAGGAAACCUAAACUAAACUAACUCUAUUUAUACUGGAUAGCUUUAUCAGUUCUAAACUGUUCUCCCUAGACGUCCAGUAAGGAUCAUCUCUUAUUGAUCCAGUGGAUAGCUCUAUCAGUUCUAAACUGUCCUUCCUAGAGGUUCAGUAAGGAUCAUCUCUUAUUGAUCCAGUGGAUAGCUCUAUCAGUUCUAAACUGUUCUCCCUAGACGUCCAAUAAGGAUCAUCUCUUAUUGAUCCAGUAUUACUACAGAAGAAAAUCUCAACUAAACUAACUUUAUUUAUACUAGAUCGUACUAUCAGUUAUUUAUACUGGUUUGUUGUAUCAGUUCUAAACCGCUCUUCUUCCAGGAGUACAAAUUGUUCUUCCUGGAGUUCCUUUCUACUUUUUGUUUUCAUUCCAUGUUUUAUUUCAUAUUUCAAGAAGUCCGUUAUCUCCUGUUCCACCAAUCAAUGCAAAAAUAUACAUGACAGAUUUCGAGGAUUACAAGAAGAACUUUCAUGACAUAAAGAAGAUCGCUGAAGUUGGUACGUUGGUUGUCAAAGCAUGUAUUGUAUAUUCUACCAUAAGCUCCCGUGUUAUCUUAUGUUAUUAUACUGAUAUGGUUUGUGUCUGAACUACCUGAAAAAUAUAUCUCAAACGUAGAGGUUCAGUGUAGGUAGUAUUCUACAAUAAGCUGUCGUGGUUUGUGUCUGAACUACCUGAAAAUAUAUAUCUCAAAUGUGGCGGUUCAGUGUAGGUAGUAUUCUACAAUAAGCUGUCGUGGUUUGUGUCUGAACUACCUGAAAAAGAUAUCUCAAACGUGGUGGUCCAGUGCAGGUAGUAUUCUACAAUAAGCUGUUGUGGUUUGUGUCUGAACUACCUGAAAAAGAUACCUCAAACGUGGUGGUCCAGUGUAGGUAGUAUUCUACAAUAAGCUGUCGUGGUUUGUGUCUGAACUACCUGAAAAAGAUAUCUUAAACGUUGUGGUCCAGUGUAGGUAGUAUUCUACAGUAAGCUGUCGUGGCUUAUGUCUGAACUACCUGAAAAAGAUAUCUCAAACGUGGUGGUCCAGUGUAGGUAGUAUUCUACAAUAAGCUGUCGUGGUUUGUGUCUGAACUACCUGAAAAAGAUAUCUCAAACGUGGUGGUCCAGUGUAGGUGGUGUUCUACAAUAAGCUGUCGUAGUUUGUGUCUGAACUACCUGAAAAUAUAUAUCUCAAAUGUGGCGGUUCAGUGUAGGUAGUAUUCUACAAUAAGCUGUCGUGGUUUGUGUCUGAACUACCUGAAAAAGAUAUCUCAAACGUGGUGGUCCAGUGUAGGUAGUAUUCUACAAUAAGCUGUCGUGGUUUGUGUCUGAACUACCUGAAAAAAUAUCUCAAACGUGGUGGUCCAGUGCAGAUAGUAUUCUACAAUAAGCUGUCGUAGUUUGUGUUUGAACUACCUGAAAAAGAUAUCUCAAACGUGGUGGUCCAGUGUAGGUAGUAUUCUACAAUAAGCUGUCGUGGUUUGUGUCUGAACUACCUGAAAAAGAUAUCUCAAACGUGGUGGUCCAGUGUAGGUAGUAUUCUACAAUAAGCUGUCGUGGUUUGCGUCUGAGCUACCUGAAAAGAUAUCUGAAACGUGAUGGUCCAGUGUAGGUAGUAUUCUACAAUAAGCUGUCGUGGUUUGUGUCUGAACUACCUGAAAAAGAUAUCUCAAACGUGGUGGUUCAGUGUAGGUAGUAUUCUACAAUAAGCUGUCGUGGUUUAUGUGUGAACUACCUGAAAAAGAUAUCUCAAACGUGGUGGUCCAGUGUAGGUAGUAUUCUACAAUAAGCUGUCGUGGUUUGUGUCUGAACUACCUGAAAAAGAUAUCUCAAACGUGGUGGUCCAGUGUAGGUAGUAUUCUACAAUAAGCUGUCGUGGUUUGUGUCUGAACUACCUGAAAAAGAUAUCUCAAACGUGGUGGUCCAGUGUAGGUAGUAUUCUGCAAUAAACUGUCGUGGUUUGUGUCUGAACUACCUGAAAAAGAUAUCUUAAACGUGGUGGUCCAGUGUAGGUAGUAUUCUACAAUAAGCUGUCGUGGUUUGUGUGUGAACUACCUGAAAAAGAUAUCUCAAACGUGGUGGUCCAGUGUAGGUCGUAUUCUUCAAUAAGCUGUCGUGGUUUGUGUCUGAACUACCUGAAAAAGAUAUCUCAAACGUGGUGGUCCAGUGUAGGUAGUAUUCUACAAUAAGCUGUUGUGGUUUGUGUCUGAACUACCUGAAAAAGAUAUCUCAAACGUGUGAUUUAGAAUUCUGACUUCGACGUGUGCAGCGAAGGCUUUUCGUUAAUUUCUUAUUUGAUAUUUUUUUAUUUUAUUUUUAGUCAAGCAGUUCAACAAAGCACAAAAAGAAGAAGAAAAAGCGAGACUCUUGAUACGUUUAUAUUGUGGUAAGUAUCAUUCAUUAAUUUGUUGCUACGUACAAAUAUUCUUCGGGUUUCAUUUGUUACAUUAACUACUUUUGAGUUCUUUUAAAAAAAUCUCAAUCUUUUCUUUUACUGCAUUUAAAUCAUUUGAGCACACACCGUUUUGAAUUUCGUGUUUUCCCAUCGCAUUCUUAAGGCUUUCGUUCAUAACUGGCUGGAUUUUUAACCCCUCGAGUUGUUUAAACAAUUCGCAAGGCGAGUCAGAGAUUGGUUUCAAUCCUAAAGCGAGCAAAACGUCCUUUCCAAACUUGCUAUAAUGUGCUGUGCUUGACAGCAGCAGCUUGCGGGCGGAGGGUGGUCUUUUGAGGGCAACAUUCAGGCCGACUGCAGUGUGCGGGUCAAGUAGGUAAUGGUUUUGGUCAAAACAUGUCUUUAUGGUUGUUUUGCAUUCCGCUUCGCUCGCCCAGCCAGGUUCGAUAUAAGUCGCCAUUUUCUGACGCAAAUCUUCAGAAAUCUAGAAAUUAAACAUAAUGUUAAAAUAAACGGUUCGCCGUAGUGACUAGGGUUCAAUUCCUGCCAGAGUGAAUUUGAGGGUGUAUUUCCGAAAGAUCUUCGGCGCAUAACAGCGACUCGAACAAAGUUUGGCGCACAUUUUUGGCGCAGAUUGAUCGCAAAUAUUGAUUUGGCGCAACAAUUUGGCGCAGAAUGAUCCCAAAAUCAAUUUGGCAAAGAUUUGGCAAAGAAGCAAUUGAGCAUUUAUGUAAUAGUAUAUUUGAAAUUAUGAUUUGAGAAGAAUGAAAAGCCAAAUUUCGAAAAUUCGGUGGAAAUUUCGGAUAUUUUCGAAAACCGCAUAUUUUUUUGCGACAAUUUUCUUGGCGCAGGUUUUGGCGCAGCUUUACAUGAAUUCGAAAAAUCUUCGGCGCAGAAAAAUUGAGAGAUUCACCCUGGAAUUCCUGCAGUAGGCAUUUGUCUAAUUGAUCAAUAAGAGAUGAUCCUUACUGGAUCUCUAGGGAGAACAGUUUAGAACUGAUAGAGCUAUCCAGUAUAAAUAAAGUUAGUUUAGUUUAGGUUUCCUCCUGUAGUAACACUGGAUCAAUAAGAGAUGACUCUUACUGGACCUCUAGGGAGAACAGUUUAGAACUGAUAGAGCUAUCCAGUAUAAAUAAAGUUAGUUUAGUCUGUAUUCUUAACUAUCACCCUAACCUCGAAAUAUUUUUCCGUCGCCAGUUGUUGAAAGAGCUUGCUAACCAGAGCGCCAUCCUUGGUCACGUGGUACAGAAAUCGUUCCAAGUUUGAAGACUUGAGGAUAUCAAUGGAGGGAGAUAUAGACAUCUCAAGAUGGCGGCCUCUCAGAUCGUACUUUCCGGUGGUGAAGAAAUCAGUAAGAACAUUGUUCGUAUUGGAUGCACAGAUCAGGGUGUGGAAUGGAAUGCCCAUCUCCUAAGGUAUAAACAAUGAAAGACCAUUGCACAUGGUGACAUAUUGUAUAAACAGUGUAAUAAUUUUGGGCAUUAUUUAAAGGAAAGUUUACUGCAACUUGCAAUGCGUUUUCGGAUACAGUAUAGUCAGGCCUACAAAAUAUAUUUCUCUUCCUGACAGCAAAAUGCAAAAAUAUAAAUUUCCUUUGUGAGUCAAAUACAAAACCUCCUUCAUAUGUAGAUUUCUAUACAUUAUGAUAGACAAUA